Messenger RNA from Marasmius oreades (fairy-ring Marasmius), 1650 nucleotides. RefSeq lists its product as uncharacterized. The transcript is spliced from 10 exons. The record is from RefSeq and is a predicted model, not a curated record. NCBI's taxonomy places the organism in Eukaryota, Fungi, Basidiomycota, Agaricomycetes, Agaricales, Marasmiaceae. The coding region runs from base 1 to 1650 and encodes 549 amino acids.
AUGGGCCGCAAAUCCGCUCUCCCCGAAGACCAGCUUGCGUGGCUCGACAGCAUGAGUCAGCAGCUGAUAUGCAAAGUCAAGAACAACGAUGCCGACAUUGAUACCUUUAUUGAGUCUGCAGAGAACUACUGGGAGGAACACUGGGGUCCGUUAACGCCUAAAGAAAAUGUCAUGCAGUAUAGAAAGUGUGUCGAAGACAGGUUCAAAAAUAACCGUUUCCGAGCGAAAGGCGGAAAAGAAAAGUCGUCACCAGGUCCAACUGGAGAGUCAACCCGUCUACCGACAUUUUUCUCCCUCACCCAACAGCCCGACCCAACCCCGUAUGAGCUUUUUCAUAGCGAAAGAUCUGAAGACAUCAACAGAGUAGUCAACGAGCAACGCGAGAAGAACUGCGUGGGACAUCAGCAACACCUCGCCAUGCUUAGAAAGGAGCUUUCAUCCGAGUACAAGUCCACGAAGGCGUUAUGGGUAGCAAAAGCCCGGGAACGGGAGCAAGCGAUGCUAUCAGAUGUGCCUUCUGAAUCUCGGUGCCAGGAAGUCUUCACAGCACAAAUGGAGGACUUCCUGGAAUCAAUUCUUGGCCGUGGCCGAGGGAAGAUUGGUAACGGUAGCUUCGCACUUCUAUAUUCUUACCGGGCAGCUGACAACGCCUUGAAAAUGGGAUGUAUCAAUGCGACGGCCAACAAGGCACCCAAACUCCCGGCACUCUAUCCUCUUGAAUAUAAUCAAAUCAAGAAUAUUUGGGGAAACUACUGCAAUCGGACUAUUCCAUUAAACCAAGACGUCACUCUCACCAGUUCUCAAAAAUUAUUCACCUGUUCUGAGGAUGGAUGCCCUCAUUUUCCCAUUGGUCAGCUUGAUCUAGCCAGGACUCCACCCGUGGAGUUAGAGGGCAUGCUCCGGAACUACUUACAGGCUCAGUAUGACUAUGCAUGGUAUAAAGCCGGAGGAGUUGGCAUUGGGCCCACAGAUUGGGAGCAUGUAGAGUACUCAGACACGCUUCCUGAAGGUUUAGAGCUGCGAGUUCCUAUAGAUGGGGACUAUGGCUACGUUUUUCAGCUCUACGGUUACUUUAACUCGCAGCUGAAGCAGCCGAUCCAGGUCUUCAAAAUUAAGGAUGCAAAUAUUGACAUCUUGUUCUCCUCUGGUUGCCCAGAAGAGCCUGGUAGUCCAGCUUCCGAAGCCAUUCAACCUGAUCCCGAGAGCUCCUCUGAAGCCCCCAACGCCCCCGACGCCCCCGUACGUGAUGAAGUCAUUCCAUAUGAGGCUGCCAGUGCCGAGUUUUUCCCGCUAGCUGAUAUGGAUAUUGGUGGAGACAUGACACCGGAUGUCACAAACGUAACUCAAGUCCCUGCCAGCCGUUGCCAGACACCAGCAUUGCCAGCCUCUGCUGUGCAAGGAUUAAUCGAGGGACCAAGAGAUGAUCAGGUUACCCCUUCACGACGGCAAGUCUCCCCAAAUGGUCGACUGCACCUUCAAGACGGAAUUGAUAAGUCGCAGAUUGAGCUUGAUUAUACUCCCGGCAAGCGAGCCCAAGAAACUUCGCACGAGUCGGUUUUUGUCCCGAACAAACGGCACAAGUCUUCCCAGCCCACAAGGAAGGUGGAUAGUGGUCCAGCCAGGUCGUCGUUGGCUACCCCGACCAGGUGA